This is a messenger RNA of Osmerus eperlanus (European smelt), 2578 nucleotides long. RefSeq names its product coiled-coil domain containing 120b (gene ccdc120b). Lineage: Eukaryota; Metazoa; Chordata; Actinopteri; Osmeriformes; Osmeridae. The transcript has 10 exons. The record is from RefSeq and is a predicted model, not a curated record. The coding region runs from base 584 to 2437 and encodes 617 amino acids.
AGUGACAAGAACUGCAGAGUAGGCUACUAUAAACAUCUACGCACAAUGAUAACAGAUGAAUGCAUGCUGUCCAGAUUAAGGCGGCGUUUUUUCUUUUGGAUAUAACGUUCUUGAGGUAGGCUAUGCGCAAGACUUCGACGCAAGGGAGGGGAGGUCUGAUGACGCGCGAGAAGAGGUAGGCUAGUUGAUGAAUUGCAAUUAGGAUUGGGGUAGGCUAUACAUUUGAGAAGAAGACCAUUGGAAAAUUCGGAUCCUAGGAAAUUUGAUAAAUACAUGGUUUAACCAGUUACCUCUCAUGGCUCAAACCAUUGAUUUCACCUUGGCUUAGGGUUGAACACCUCCGCAAGCAUCGGCAAUGCACUCUAGCCUAGAAAUAGGGUUCUAAAUUGCUAUGUCGUUCUCGACCAUAAGGACCGUUUGUCAUGGUCGUACAAUUGAGCAACGGAAAUAUUGAAAUGCAUUUGUAGGUUAGCCUAUAAUUGACAUUCGUCAAUUUGCGAUCCAAACCCGCACCUACCAUCGUCCAUUCCAGGUGAAGCUUUGGCUGGGAGUUUGAGUUUCAAGACCCCACAAAUCACACCACAUGGAGGUUAAAGGACGCCUUAUCACAUCAAUGGGUUUGGGGACUCCAGAUCUUCAAAGCUGUCAGGACACCAAACUGCAAGCAGAACGCAUCUUAUCACUGCAGGAGAGGAAGCAAGCCCUCGAAGCUCUCCUGAGUAGUCGAGUUGGAGAACUGAAACAAGUCUGUUUGUUAGAAGCGGAGCUGACUGGAAAGCUCCCACAUGUUUUCCCCUUGGAGACAGGAGAGAGACCUCCCUUGGUACAACGCAGGACUGGUCUGGCCCCUAUCUCUAAGGGAGAGGAUGAGUCAGGCCAGAAAAGACAGAUGAAGGCUCUCUUCAGUGGAGCUUUGUACAAGCAUUCCGAAUCAGACAAAAAUGCCCCAAACAGCAAGAGGACUGUCCAUCGUGGAUGCCAUACAGAAGAUGCUGUCAUGUCAGAGAGUACCAGCUCCAUGUCAGAUUCAACAUCACAUGACAAUGAGGAGUUGUCUCCUGGUGUGGCUGUGGACCACAGGUCUAUGUCUCACCCACGCCUGACACUGGGGAGCCCUGAUCACAGGAUCAGUAGGAAGCUGUCCCCUGUGGAGAUCUACUAUGAGAUGAGGACACGUCGCAACUCAGUCACAAGCUCUGUUAGCCCUAGUCAUUCUCUACCAAGGAGUGCAUCUAAUGUGGAAGGCAGAAGUGUUCCUGUCACUCCCCUCUUGGCUCGAACAGCUCCCAUCAGUGUUCAUGUCAGAUCGGAUGUCCCAGGGGGGAUUGCUCUGAAGCAGUGGUCAGGCAGUCUGGAUGUACCACUCAUGAUCCCUCUGGCCCAGGAAGGGUCCGCUUCGGAGCGCAGAGGCUGCCCAUACAGUGCCUGUGCCCGACGCAGUAACAGCUCUGAAGCUUUGCUAGACCGCUCUGGCCUUCCAGAGGACCCUGUCCCAAGGAACGGGAUGCCCUCUAGGGGAGGACCCUACAAGAGCUCUGACUCCCUCACCGAUGGCAAACUGCGCCACAUUCACCUGGGCAGCCCAGAGAGACACUUGGACGGCUUAGUGGAGCAGAGCAAAAUGCGCCUAUCCAUGGGUGGCAGAGGGGCAGGAGGUGGUUAUAAUGAUCUCCUGAUGGAUUACAUCUGGGGAAAACAACAGCAGAUGCAAGUGCAGCACCAGCUCUAUCAGUCAACAGGCAGAAUCUGGCAGGACAUUUCCUCUCCACGAUCCUCAACUGCUGCUGUACCUCCUCACACCAACGGCUUCUCCCACUCACAGGUGCACCUCCCCAGUGUUGCGUCUCCUUACAGCCCCAUGGUGAUACGUGGCUGCAAUGCCGAGCAGCGAAGAGUCAAAGUUACCCGGACCAAAUCCUGUGGGCCUUUUAUCCCAUUGCAGCAACAUCAGCAGGACACCAUCCUGCUAUCUGCUUACGAGUCUCCCCACCCUGCCCCAAGUUCCACCACCUCCUCUAUCCCCAACCUGCACCCUUAUCAGACUGAUCUGUCGGGCCCAACAUUCAACCGCAGGCCCCCACAGUUCUCUCUUCCUACCCCAGAGGACUCAACACGGAGCUUGCACAAAGCCCUUGCACUAGAGGGUCUUAGAGACUGGUACCUCAGGAAUGCCCUAGGAUUUACCCCUGCCUCCUCAAAGGGCCAUGAAGCGGGUGUUUCUCGCCUAUCUCACCCACAUCCAUUGGUGCACCAGGCAUCUAUCCAAGGUGAUCCACUAAACCUUCACAGAUCUCAAAUGCCCCAGUCAGCAAGCUUCCAUGGUCACCCACUGCAUGGAAGGUCAAUGGAGUUCUCCCUCUAUCAGGAGCCCACUCUUCCUCAGAUGCAAGAUACAACUCCAAAGGAGCCCAGUCCUGAUCCAGGCACCUUGGUGUAAAUAAGCAGAUCUACAUUAUCAAACAUGCACAUGACACACACAAACACACACACUGAAGAAAAAGUGACCUCAGAUAAAAACAUUAUUAACCUCAAUAGAAAAAUACUUAUGGACAAAACUGUAGCUAUAAAGUCUGAAAAG